Messenger RNA from Penicillium taxi, 1485 nucleotides. Its product is annotated as Cytochrome P450. Bases 1 to 1485 code for a protein of 494 amino acids. Gene Ontology annotation, molecular function: oxidoreductase activity, acting on paired donors, with incorporation or reduction of molecular oxygen; iron ion binding; monooxygenase activity. The transcript is spliced from 4 exons. NCBI's taxonomy places the organism in Eukaryota, Fungi, Ascomycota, Eurotiomycetes, Eurotiales, Aspergillaceae. The record is from RefSeq and is a predicted model, not a curated record.
AUGGCAGGCAUCGGGUUGACUAUUUAUGAGAUAAUCUCAUUAGUACCAUUCUGGUUCAUUGCAGUGUGGGCAACAGCACUGACUCUCACAUUCGCCCUCUUUCGAGCCUACAAAGAUCCUCUCUCCAAGAUCCCAGGACCAAUUUUCUCGCGAUGGACCGGCAUGGUCGAAACCUCAUACUAUGUCCGCGGGCAUCGUCACGACUAUGUCCAUAGUCUUCAUCAAAAAUACGGGCCCAUUGUUCGCUACGCUCCUGGUCACGUCGAUGUCUCCGACAUUGACGCCGUACGAAUCAUCCACAAAGUCAAUAGAGGAUACCUAAAGUCGGACUGGUACCACUCAUUGGCUCCUCCAGGAGUAGAAACACUCAUGAAUCUCACCGACCCCACUGUCCACACCCGUUGGCGUCGUUUGUUGGGCGGUCCCUUCCAAGACAACUAUCUUCAGAAGCUCGAGCCUGUGGUGGCAGAGAAGAUGGCCAAGGCCCUCUCCAAGAUGGAAGAGGAGCUGGAACAGCGAGGCUGCAUCGAUGUCUUAAAGUGGUGGAUCUAUAUGGCCCUCGACAUCAUCACUGAACUCAGUUACGGUGCCAGUGUCAAUAUCUUGGAGGACGAGGAAGAGAACCGGUAUAUCAUGGACUAUCUGGAGGGUCUCGGUCCUAUCCACGCAGUUCGAACCACGAUGCCCUCUGUUCUCACGUUCGCCAACUGGCUCCAGCUCCCAGUAUUUAAUAAGCUCCUCAACGCCGGACCCCGUGCAGCGGUAUGGGCUACUGAGACGAUAAAGGCAUAUAAAAAGCUACUCACUGAAGAGAACCCCAAGCCGACUCUAUUCACUCCUCUUUUCGACAAAGGUGACAAGGGCUUCACGGAUAUACAGAUUACUCAUCUUGCAGGAUCGAAUAUCACAGCGGGUAGCCAUACCACGGCCACUGUCAUGACCUUUACAAUCUGGGCUAUCUGCAAACAUCCCGAAGUCCGCGAUAAGCUUGUAGCUGAGGUUUCACAAUUACCGGAGGGCUUUAAGCACAACAAUGUGCGCAAUUUGCCGUAUCUCAACUGUGUCAUUCAGGAAUCAGUCCGUCUCUAUGCUGCCGUCCCCUCUGUCUUACCUCGAGCUGUUCCAAAGGGAGGUGUUGAACUCAACGGUUACUUCAUUCCUGAAGGGACGACGAUUUCCACCCAAUGUUACAGUCUUCAUAGAAGAGAGGAUUAUUUCCCAAACGCUCUCCACUUUGAUCCCGAGCGCUGGGUAAACCCAACCAAGGAGAUGGAAGAGGCAUACAUGGGCUUUGGUGCUGGUACACGAUCCUGCGUCGGGACUAACCUUGCCCACACGGAACUGCGGCUCGGGGCGACCCAUUUCUUCCGGAAGUUCCCCAAAGCCACGGUUUCGACGAAAGAGGGAAUGAACGAUGAUGACAUGAGACAGAGGGCUUGGGUUUUUAUGUCUCCGGUCGGCCAUAGGUGCUUGAUUGAUGCUUGA